AAUGAAGUUUGCAAGCUGCAUGAAAACCAGGGAGAAUGUGGAAAAUGAAUAUUCAUGUGGCUAAAAAGGAUUGAAUUCAGCUUGGAUUCUUUCUUGAUUCUUCCACAGCCUGCCCUGUAGAGACAUCAGCAAAUCACUUAACAACAACUUGUUUCUUCAUUUAUAAACCAGCAAUUUCUGUCUCCCAGAGAGGUGCAAGGUUAGCUGAGGCAAAGCUGAUAAAAUCUAGAUGGAAAAUGCUGCAGAAAGCUUCGUGUCACUGCACUGACUGAGCUUCCCCUGAGUGUGGUGAUGAGUUCUGUGAGUUCCAACUCUUCUACAAGGGCCCUUCAGGCAGAGCUGGGGUCAGGGGGACAGUGGGUGCCAAUGCUGCUGUAAUUCGGUGUCAAGACAUUCUGGAGCAGUUGGAAUGAUUGUGGAAUGGCUUUCCUCUUGCAGUGUACUCUAUUUUCCAUAAGCCAGUCUAGAUAACACUUUUCCAAGAAAUUCGUCUGGGUCAGAAGCAGUUCUGGGUGCUGUUCACAGGCUGUUAUGGUGAUCUGUGCUCUAAAUGACUGUUGUCCUCUGUAAAUGCUGCUCAGGAGGUGCCCUUGUAAACUGUUUGUGGAAAAACUGUUCAAGAAGCAGCUGUCUUUGUCCUUUUUCAGGAUUAAACUGACCUGUCACUAUAGAACAAAACCUCCCAGGGUUAGAUUGGUCAAUUAGCAGCCACUGAUUGCCUUCAGCAAGGGCACAGCUGACACAGUGAACUCUGGGAGCUGCUCAGCUGCUUGGAAGGAGGUUCAUCGAGCUUUGGUGACUUCUGUUUUCUCAGAAUUUCUCCCCAACUGUGGCAGCAGCACUGGCACCACCCUCAGCUGCUGCUGCCCCCACUCUGGGACUUCCCUUUGUGUGAGGUGUGACUGUUCCACAGGCAGGACAGCGCUGCUCACUGACACUUCUCACCGCUGACAUGUUGGAGGAAGAUAACGAUGAGAUCUGCUGGAAUAACCUGGAGAACUUCCGAGUGAAGCUGAUCUCCGUGAUCGACCCUUCCCGGAUAACCCCCUAUCUGCGGCAGUGCAAAGUGCUCAGCCCUGACGAUGAGGAGCAGGUCCUCAACGACCCCAGCCUGGUCAUGCGCAAACGGAAGGCAGGUGUUCUUCUGGACAUUCUUCAGCGAACAGGACACAAGGGCUUUGAGGCCUUUAUGGAGAGCCUUGAGCUUUAUUAUCCACAGCUGUAUAAGAAAAUAACUGGCAAGGAGCCCAGCAGGGUUUUCUCUAUGAUUAUAGACACCGCUGGGGAAUCGGGCCUGAGCCAGGUGCUGAUGAACGAGAUCAUGAAGCUGCAGAGCGCGGUGCAGGAGGAGCGGCGCAGGGCCCAGGAGCUCACGGUGUGGCUGCACAGCAAGGAGGACACCAUCAGGGAGAUGUGGGUGAGGGACAGCCUGCUCCGAAAGCACCAGGAGCGGGCCCAGAGGAUGAAGGAGGAGAGGGACAGCCUGAGCAGGGAGCUGAAGAAGUGCAAGGAUGAGAACUACAACCUGGCCAUGAGCUACGCCAAGCAGAGCGAGGAGAAGAGCACGGCCCUCAUGAAGAACAGGGACCUGAUCCUAGAGAUUGACCACUUGAAGCACAGCCUCAUGAAGGCUGAGGAUGACUGCAAGCUGGAGAGAAAGCACACCAUGAAGCUCAAACACGCCAUAGAGCAGCGCCCCAGCCAUGAGGUGGUGUGGGAGAUCCAGCAGGAGAAGGAGCUGCUCUUGGCCAAGAACCAGGAGCUCGAGAACACUCUCCAGCAGGUUGCCAGGGAACAGAAUUUGGAGAAGAGCCUCUCCAAGGAGACUCUGGAGAGUGACUGCAAGCAGAUUCUGGAUGAACGGCGGGAGCUGGUGGACACCAUUUACAGCCUGCGCAAGGAGCUGCGCCGAGCCAGGGCCCUCCAGGACAAACAGUAUGCAGAGGAAAAAGAGAUGCUUGAGCUGCAGUGCACAUCCCUGAGGAAGGACUCCCAGAUGUACAAGAAACGGAUCGAAGCUGUUCUGCAGCAGAUGGAGGAAGUGGCUGCAGAAAGAGACCAGGCUCUCCUGACCCGGGAGCAGUUCCACAUGCAGUACUCCAAGAACCUGGUGGAGAGGGACGCUCACCGCAAGCAGAUCCGGGAGCUGGGGGAGAGGUGUGACGAGAUGCAGCUGCAGCUCUUCCAGAAGGAGAGCCAGCUGCUGGCCACUGAGGCCAAGCUGAAAAGGUUGCAACUGGAGCUGCCCACCCCGACCUCUGACCUGGAUGAUACCUCCUCCCGAGAUUCCCAGGAACUCACCCUUCACAGCCACCUGGAUGAAGAUGCACAGCCCACUAAAAAAGAUUGCCCUGAAGGACCAAACCAGCAGCUCAGCCCUGGAGAGGACAAUCUGCCCCCAAAGUCACUCAGUGAGUGUGGCCUGGCCAACGAGGAACUGGCAGAAAAGGAGAGGAAGAGGAUGAAGGACUGCUUUGAGCGCUACCGAAGGUCUGGGCUGCAAAAAAGAGCCAUGAGGAGGGUGCCAAAGGACCGGCACCAUGAGGCCGACUGGGAGAACACCACGGGCAGCGACAACACCGACACCGAGGGCUCCUGAGGGAGAAACAACGGGGACACUGAGGGCUCUGGAAUGAGGGACAACAGGGACACCGAGGUCUCCUGAGAGACGAAAACAGGGACACCAUCAGCCCCUGAAGGAGGGACAACACUGGCAUUGAGGGCUCCUGAGUGCAGGAACCAACCCGUGAGGAAAACCCAGCCUGUGCUGGGGUGGCUGUGCCUCUGACUUUCACUCUGCAUGGACUAUUUAGAUUUUAAGACCAUCCAACCCAACAUUCAUGAAAAGUUAACGCGCGAAAGGCUAACGCGUGCCAAAGGUUGGACUCCGUGAUCUCAGAGGUCUUUUCCAACCUCGUUGAUUCUGUGUAACGGGACACUGUUGUUUGCCUCUGACACGCCCUCGUCCAUCUCUCUUAUAGGUUAAUAAACACGAUGAAAUAUCUGCGUGUGCAACAGUGCCCGGGGCUGAGCUGCCGGUUAAUUA
Messenger RNA from Neopelma chrysocephalum (saffron-crested tyrant-manakin), 3046 nucleotides. RefSeq names its product caspase recruitment domain family member 9 (gene CARD9). The coding region runs from base 953 to 2599 and encodes 548 amino acids. Gene Ontology annotation, biological process: positive regulation of canonical NF-kappaB signal transduction; regulation of apoptotic process. Lineage: Eukaryota; Metazoa; Chordata; Aves; Passeriformes; Pipridae. The transcript has 14 exons. The record is from RefSeq and is a predicted model, not a curated record.